AUGCUUGGAAUUGCAACUACUAAUGUACCAGCAAUAAGAGGAUCGUCUUCCGUUUUUAAAAUUGCGUCUACUUGGAACAUAAAAAUCUUUAAAUAUACUGAUCUAGUGUCUUGCAUGGAAGAAUACCAAUAUAAACCAAUCCGGCUGGGUGCCCAUUUUAGGAUCAAUACAAAGGGCCUUGUUCAUGCACUUCGCAAUCCUUUCGUAAAGGUAGAGGAUCAGACAAGGAAAUACAGACCAGAUAUUGUUGAGAUGAAAUCAUUCCCAUACCUUGACUUUGAUAAUGAGGGGACAUCAUCACCAUUCGAUACUUAGUUUAGGCAAAAUAGAUUAUGAUUACCAAAAAAAAACAGAACAAUAACACAUUAUUAACAGUUCUAAAGCCUUGACAUGCCGCAUUUUUCUCACCGUAGAAUACGAGGGAUAUCGGUUGGUUCUAUCUUUGUCGUAAUUUAGAUUAUCAAGCAUACGUAAUAAUACAAUGUAAUACAAUAAAUUGGCUUGUUUUAUUACGCUUUUGUUCGUUUACUGCGCAAAGGGCAAGUUAAUCAAUGUUAUUGAUCAAAAUUCAAGGUUGCCUUCGUCUUCAGUGAUUAUACUUUCAACGAAGACUUGAACAAAUUUUAAUUUCCAUUUAAUAUGGUCCCAUAAUUUUUUCUCAAAUUUAGAUUUAUCUCCUAGACGAGACGAGGAAAUUUUGUGGAUCAUUUCCAUUAACUGUUGCGCAAAAAAGUGCAUGAGGUAACUGUCUGUAGAAGACAAGAUAUGCUGAAGCAAAGAAAAAGGCAGGAAAGCGAACUAUUUUUUAGAGUACCUGCAUCAACACAGUAGCUCUGAUGAUUCUAAUGAACUACAAACUGAAUUUUAUGUAAAAGGAAAGAUUGUGUGUAGGGAAGCAUGGCUUCUUGCACACAAUUUAAAUAAGGAAACCUUUAGACGUAUUUGGGGAAAAUUCAAAGAUGGUGCAAAUGUGCUGGAGCAUUGGAAUAAAGGAAGGAAGUCAAUCACUAGCAAGACUGCAGAUUGCAUUGCCUGGUUGCAGUUUUUUGUUAGCUGUGUAGGGGACCACCAUUUACCAUUUAUUUGGCAUCCAUUUACCAAAUGCUUUACUAAAAGUGACAUUUACAAAAAAAUGCUGGAGGAAAAUAAAGCACUCAGUCAGCCAACAGUAUCCCUUUCUCAUUUUUAUGGCCUAUGGGAAAGGUAUUUUCUUCAUGUCACCAUUCCCAAGGUAAGUGGCACCAGAUAUGCAAUAGUUUUCAGUAUGAUGAUGACUAACACGUACAGGUGUGUGUAUUUUACAAACCAUUUAAGUAAUAAUAUCAUUGCUGUUCCAAUACAUUAAUUUGACAAUGGCACCCAAAGAGAAUAUGAAAAUGUGUUAGAUAUUGAAACCUAGAUAGCAAAAUAAGGGGCCCUGUAGGUCAUGACCACCUCUUAUCCAACAAUCAUGAGUGAAAAAAGUUUUAUUUUGUGGCUUUGUUUGGUCUGUAAACUGCGGAGAUGAACCAUGCCUAGUUUUUUCACAUGUUAUACCUCAUACAUGCAGAAAUAAUCUAUCAAUUUGAAUCUUCUAGGAAAAUCGCUUUACAAAAUGCACAGACUGCACAAAAUACAAGCAGGAGAAAGAGAAAACUGUGGACAAAGCCAGAAGAGCUGAAAUUGAUCACUUGCUGAAGCUUCAUCUUGAUUUAGUCUGGUGAGAGAAAUGUUUAAAAAAGUACAGUUAGUUUGAUGAACAAAAAAUCUGUCACAUCAAAAGCAAUUCACUAGUCUUCUGGUCUUAAGAACUAAUAAUAAUUUUUCCUUAUAUCACUAGGCAGGAAAGGAGGGUGUACUAUCUUCACAGGUAUAAAGCCAGGAGGUACCCAUCAAAGUAUGUGGCAAAUAUUGCCGAUGGUAUGGACCAACACACCACAAAUGUCUCAAGUGUGCGCCGAAUUACUAAGGCAAUGUCAGCACUUACGACUGUGGGAACACACCUUGUUGGUUCCAUUAUUCACAAUGGACAAGCACAAAAUGGAAAGGAGAUUUAUGGGUCAUUUGACUACUACCAGUAUCAAGCACAAAAUGGAAAGGAGAUUUAUGGGUCAUUUGACUACUACCAGAAGUCCUUGUAAGAUGGUCUGAGGAAUUUGAGCUACCACCCAUUCUCUUUCUACAGUUUGACAACUGUGUUAGAGAAAACAAAAACCGCUACAUGUUUGCUCUAUUGGCACUUCUGGUUGAAGAGAAAAUUUUUGAGAAAGUAUGUUAUCUUGGGUAAUUUUAAAAGAAAUGCAUUUGCCUCAUUCACAUUUCCCACAGGGCACUUUGUUCAAGCGUCAAAAUGUCCCAUUGCAAUGUUUUCAAGGUCCAUUUGGGUGGGAAGUUAGUUUCCAUUUAAUCUCAAUUUUUGCAACUACUGAAUGAAUGUAACCUGAAGUUGAAAUUAAAAAAAACAACACCACUUUUCCUUCUUGUAUUUCAGAUAAGAGUGAACUUUCUCCUUGUGGGACAUACCCAUGAGGACAUAGAUGCCUUUUUUGGGGUUUUUUCAAAGCACUUAGACAAACUGGACGUUUACACAGUCACAGGUAAGUUGUUCUAACAUAAAGUAAUUACUUCAAGGUACAGUUGGAGUAACUGAGAGGUCCAACAAUCAGAACUGCCUGUGCAAUGUGAUAAUCUUGUGUUGCAAAUAUUCACAUAAGUUAUCUAUCAAUAUAAAUGCAUAGCAACUAGCACUGUGAUCAAACAAAUUUCUGCACGAGGCAAGAGCAUGGUUCACAAUUUAGUCAAUAGAAAGUAUGAACACUUCCACUUGAAUUAACAGAUUAAAUGUGACAUUGACAUGUUAUAAAUUUGGUGUAAAUGUUUAUUUACAGAGUACAUGUAAGAUCUUAAUUUAUUUUACACUUCACUGUCACUUAGAAUUACUGAAGGCACUGGAAACAUGCAUGAAGAAUCCAACACCCAAGCCCUAUAUGCUCAAGAUGGUUUAUGACACAAAAUCAUGGAUUAGUGAUUAUGGUAACCAGUCAACUCGCCGACGGACCAACUCGCCGACGCCAACUCGCCGACGUAUAAAAUCGAGUAGAGACGUCGGCGAGUUGGUGGUCAAUCCAAUACAACUUAUUAGAAGUUAAACAUACUGAAAAGUAAACGAUAUUUAGUGAAAAAACACUGGUGAACAUUGGUAAACAUCUAACAGAAGCGUAAACAUUGGUGAACAUCACCAAUGACUAUAACAGCUUAAGACGCGAACGAGUUAUUGUGCGACAACAACACCGUAAAGACUCAUCAUGUCAAUCGCUCAGAUUUUUUAACGAAAACUUGGCUUUCUAGACAAGAUCUUUAGUAAAAAGCAUUUCUUUUUAUUUGAAACAACGUUUAUAAGGAUCUCAAGGCGAAUAAAGGGAAGUAAACAUCACCAAUGACUCAAACAGCUUCAAACGCGAACGAGUUAUUGUGUGACAACAACACUGUAAAGACUCAUCAUGACAAUCGGUCAGAUUUUUUAAGAAAACUUGGCUUUCUAGAUAAGAUCUUUAGUAAAAAGCAUUUCUUUUUAUUUGCAACAACGUUUAUAAGGAUCUCAAGGCGAAUAAAGUAAAGUAAACAUCACAAUGAUUCUAACAGCUUCAAACGCGAACGAGUUAUUGUGUGACAACAACACUGUAAAGACUCAUCAUGACAAUCUGUCAGAUUUUUUAAGAAAACUUGGCUUUCUAGAUAAGAUCUUUAGUAAAAAGCAAUUCUUUUUAUUUGUAACAAAGUUUAUAAGGAUCUCAAGGCGAAUAAAGUAAAGUAAACAUCGCCAAUGACUACAUCCGCUUCAGACGCGAACGAGUUAUUGUGUGACAACAACACCGUAAAGACUCAUCAUGUUAAUCGCUCAGAUUUUUUAACGAAAACUUGGCUUUCUAGACAAGAUCUUUCGUAAAAAGCAAUUCUUUUUAUUUGCAACAAAGUUUAUAAGGAUCUCAAGGCGAAUAAAGUGACGUUAACAUCGCCAAUGAACAAAAUUGGCUGUAGACGCCAAUGAGUUGUGUGAGUCAUUGGUGAUGUUUACUUCGCUUUAUUCGCCUUGAGAUCCUUAUAAACUUUGUUGCAAAUAAAAAGAAAUGCUUUUUAUUAAAGAUCUCGUCCUGGGUUUAAAUUGACCCUCAAUUUAAAAUGUAUCUCACUGCUUUUCCCUGUCUUUAAGAAUGGGAUCUUAAUGUGUACAAGUCAAAGAAGAAUGAAAUGGAAAAAGAAAGCCCUUAUUAUCGUCUCUCAAGGAAAUUUGAGCCAACAAAUACAUUGCUAGACAUGGUUUGAUGCUACUCUGGUUUAAAGAUUAAUUUUGUUGAAUUUAACAGAUAAGUUACAAUUAUUUAAUAUUUAAACCAGAAUAAAAUCAAACCAUGUUUGAUUGUCCACCUGGCUGCCUUGUGAGAUUUAAUAUAUCAAAUUCAUUGUUGUCUUUUUUUGCUAUACUAGAGUUUAGCCUCAGGAAAGCCAAAUCCUGUUACUCCUUCCCUAAAUAAACUGGACAUGGAGGGAUUGAAGAGAGAUAUUCCCACCAAAUAUCCCGAGAAUAUGCCCUUAAAAGCAUCUGAAGAGUGA
Pocillopora meandrina is the source of this 4590-nucleotide messenger RNA. The record is from the annotation of a GenBank genome assembly. NCBI's taxonomy places the organism in Eukaryota, Metazoa, Cnidaria, Anthozoa, Scleractinia, Pocilloporidae.